Messenger RNA from Ceutorhynchus assimilis (cabbage seed weevil), 1876 nucleotides. The record is from the annotation of a GenBank genome assembly. NCBI's taxonomy places the organism in Eukaryota, Metazoa, Arthropoda, Insecta, Coleoptera, Curculionidae.
UUUUUUUUACUACUAACCUGAGAAGUAGUCAUUAUUCAAUCUAUUUUUCUGGGAAAAAAUUGAAUUUCUCUCCCUAGGUUAAUAAUGAAAAUAAUGAAAAAAAACCUAGGUCAAUAAUGAAAAUGACGUCAUGGCACAAGGAUAUUGUCAUAACAUUACAGGUUUCUAUUGGUUUAAUUUCAACUUCAAACUGUAAAUUUUUUAAAAAACAGAUUCCUGUAUGUAUAUUAUAGGAAAUUACCUUAAACUGUUGAUAGAGGGCAGUAUUUCCGAUAAGAAAAAAUAAUUUGAGCACAGAUUUCAAAACUAUUUUUUAUUUCUACUAGUAGUAGUAAAAAAAAUUCUAUAUAUUCCUCGGUAGAGAAAGUCAUUAUAUACCUUACGCAUUAUAAACCUCGGCGCUUCGCGCCUCGGUUUAUAAAAGCGCUCGGUAUAUAAUGACCAACUUCUCUACCUAGGUAUAUAUAUAUACCUAGAUUUUGUUAAUAGUACAUUAUAAUGUACUAUUAACAAAAUCUACCCCACCUUAUAAUGAAGUUAUACCUAAACAUAGUUGAAGAACUAUUAUUUUCAUGAGAAUUAGUAGAUUUAAUACAAACAAUAUAUUUUCGUCUGUUUGACUUUGGUUUGAAAAUUCUUUUUACCUGUUAUCAUUAGUUAAGUUUAAGUAUCUCCUCAAAUUCUUCUGACAAUGUUCCUAGAAAUUUUCUAGCCAUAACCAGGUUUGAAUUAUCUUAUAAUUAGAGAAAUAAUAUAGUUAUUGAUGUAUAAAUUGAAUCAUCCUCUAUUACAUAUUAUACAAUUCUCGAACCGGUCCUGCUUGUUUCGUCGUUCGCCUUUCAUUACAUUACAAAUUAUUAUAUCAAAGGCAUGUUUAAAAGCAUUUAAACAAUAUCCAGAAUAGUUUCGGUGCCAAUUUCGAAUUUGAUGAUCUCUUUGGACAACUUCGCAGAGAAGUUUGUUGUUUGUUUUGCGUUGCAUACACGGUCCUUGUCUAAAAUUAAGAGAGUUUAAUUUAGUUAGAGUGAGUUUGUGGGGCGCCUCUUCAAGACAUCAUAGACUGUCUAAGUUUAUAUUGAGAUCUUACUGUGUGUGUGUGUGUGUGCGGACGAAUAACGAUUUUGAGUUCUUCAAUAAACAGUGUGUUUUAUAAUGUCUAAUUUCCGGAAAACCAUGGGCACCAUCGUGAGUUACAUUUUACCAACAAAUACUGGACGUACUGACGAUCCCAACCCCGUUACCACUCUUACUUCAAGGGAUAGAUAUUUGGUUAAGACUUCUUGGGCUAAGCUUAUGAAAAAUCCUACGGAUUCUGGAGUAGCAUUAUUGUCACUGUUUUUCCAAAAAUAUCCAGAGUAUGUUGAGUUGUUUCCUUUCAAAGACAUACCUGCGUCUGAAUUUAGUUCCAACACUAGAUUUAGGGCGCACGCUAAUAGUGUAAUCUAUGCAUUAUCGUCUGUGGUAGAUGCCCUUAAUGACACUGAUUUGCUUAUCCAGAUUUUAACCAAAACUGGUUCUACUCAUGUUUCUAGGAAUGUUACACCUGAUGGUUUCAAUCACUUAAAGGAAUCCGCAAUCGAACUAUUCUCGGCUUUAUUCAAAAAUGACGAAGUUGAAGCUUGGAAAAAGACGCUGAACGUUGCCUUUUCGGUAAUCCUUAAAGGGCUGGAAAAUGAACAAAAUACAAAGGCUUGAAUAUGGAAGCCUUCUAGAUAAGAGUAAAUGUUAAGUACUUAUACAUACCUUAAGAUUUUUAUUGUCAUAAGUAGUAAAGUAGGUAUUUUACCUAAUUGUUUUAAUAAUUGACUUUUUGUAUAUAAUUAUAUAGUUUAACAUUGAAUGUAAUAAUUUGUCUUAUGAGUUUAAAUAAAAAUGU